GAAGCUGACGGAAUUGGCAGGAAUUUGUGGGAAGCAGUUGGAAGCAAAAGAGGUUAAGAUCCACAUGUAUCGUGUUUAAUUUGUGUAUUUCUAUAUUUAAACAUCUCUCACAUUUUCAUUAACUUGAUCAAUUUGAUAAUAACGUAGACGACAACGACAAAGAAAGAAGCAAUAAAGAAAGACAGCAUGGCGGAAGCACACGAGGUCGACAAAAAGAAACGAAAGAAGAAACGUUCUUACGUACAAAUGGCGAAGAAAGUUGCCCGUCAGAGAAACUUUGGCAAUGAUCUGGACCGUGAUAUCUAUCUGUAUCUGAUUCGUAUUCUUGAGUUAAUACGUAAUGGUUCAUCCUCGGCCGAAGAGAAGAUUAUGCUCGCACAGAACGUUUACCAGGAGAUAUCUGGUCGUGAGAUCGUAUGUGCGUGUAAUCAAGUUGGAUCUCACAUCAUAGACUCUCUGCUGAAGUACGCUAACUUGGAGGCCAUUCAAAAGCUGACUCAGGCAUUGGAGUCUUCUUUGAGACGAUUGAGCAGCGACAGAUUCGCCAGUCAUAUUUUACAAAAGAUAAUAAUAAUCUGUGCUGACAGAGGCAACAGAGACUCUGCGUUAAAUGCAAAGAAUGCCGCUGGCGAUAAAACAAACACGAAAUCGAAAAAUACUGUUGAUACUAUUAUGGAUAUUAAGCCAUCUGAAGUCCAGUCCUAUAACAAUAUUGUUCUAAAGCUGAGCAAAUAUGUUCUCAAUAAUAGUGAGGAAUUUGUAUUUGACACUUAUGCUAAUCACGUCUUGCGAACUGUCAUAAAAUGUCUGGCAGGAUUAAUUGAGGAUCCUGACGAAGGUAAUAAGAAGUCUGCUAUGCCGGAUCUCACAAAAAGACGUCCUGUGAUACAGGAAUAUAAAGACUUGCUGAUACAGAGUUGCGACCGAUUGCAGAAAUGGCCGCAAUUCUGUGAGUUUGGACGGGAACAAUUGACUUCCGGUUUAGUACAAUGUAUUUUGUAUUCUCUGAAAGAUGUUGAUUCAAAUUUAGUGAAAACUAUUAUCAAGAAGAUUAGAACCAAAUGUUUUAAAACAGGAGAAGACGAGAAGCUACCGAACAUAUUUCAUUCAGAAUAUUCUAUCUGGAUACUGGAAGCAUGUCUGAUAGUGGCACAGCCGAAAACUUUCAAAAAAUUAUAUAAUACCUUUUUUGCUGAAAAUUUAGAAUAUUUGUGUUUAACGCAAAAUACCAAUUUCAGCGUACAAAAGUUAUUAGAUUAUUGUGUUACUAAGGAAAUUUUUGAAGAAAUAUUUGACAAAGUAAUAGAACACUUUCCAAAAAUUCUCAAACUUGGUUUUACCGGGAUAUUAGUCAGCGCGGGAAAUGCAUGCUUGAGAUUGCAGACAAAACAAGGUCCAUUUGUCAAUGCAAUGAUCGAUAUACUAAAAUGCGGCGCAUCCUCAGAAAAUCAAACGCAGCUUGUACGAUGUAUAAUAACUUUAAAGAAACCAUCUCAAUUGAAGGUUCAAUCAAGUAAUCCACAACUAUCUCUCCAUUUACAUGGAAGUUUGAUAAUACAAGCCAUAUUGAAGUUCAACAAACCAAUCAAAGCUGUGAAUUCUUUACUAGAAAUGAAUAACGAAGAAUUACUGCAAUUAUUUUGCGAUCCGAAAGGCAGUCGAAUCCUGGAUGCUUUCAUGGACAGCAAUUAUGUCGGCGAGAAGAGCAGGGAGAAAUUAUGCAAGAAGUUGCACGGCAAUUGGGCAGAAUUAGCCAAAAGUAUACAUGGAUCUAGAUGUGUAGAUAAAAUAUGGGCAUGGCCACGCAUGAAUCAAAAAACUCUUAUUAUGGAGGAGUUGGCCGCAGCUGGGCAAUCUUUAAGUUCCACGAAAUCAGGCAAGUUCAUUUCCAUAAAACUAAACGUCCCCUUGUUCGCGAGAGAUAAAAAGGAGUGGACGCAAGUACAAGGGAAAGAUGAGAAGACUAAAGCAAUGUUUGCAAAUAUUAUUGGAAAGACCCCUGAGAAAUAAAAAUUUAGUGUGAUAAUUUCAUAUCGCAAUUUGUAUCAUUUUGAGAGAAUAGUGUCUUAUAAAAUCAUAAUGUAACUAAACAACGAAUCGGAAAUAAAGGCUCUAAACGAUCUUUGUUGUUCAAGCUGGAUCUUUAGUGCUGAAAUUCUGUAUGAAUUUAUAUACUAUAUAUCUUCAAUUCUCCAAAUUGCGCGCCGUUUUCAGUCUCGAAACGCAAUUCUAAUAGAACUAAAGUAGUAUCACAAAUUAAAUUGACAAGCAAUUUAAUUAUAGAAUUGCAUUUCAAGGCUGAAAAUAAAUUCGGCGUGCAGUUAGAGGGAUUGGAUAGAUAAAUUCACACGGAAUUAUUUCAGUACUAAAGAUUCAGCUUGAACAUUUAGGGCCUUUAAUUUCCGAUUUAUUUCGAGAGAAUCCCAUUUCGCAUACACAUGUUUGUUAUACA
Molecule: messenger RNA, 2452 nt
Organism: Mycetomoellerius zeteki
Lineage: Eukaryota; Metazoa; Arthropoda; Insecta; Hymenoptera; Formicidae
Product: nucleolar protein 9
Exons: 2
Coding region: 187-2010 (607 amino acids)
Biological process (GO): endonucleolytic cleavage in 5'-ETS of tricistronic rRNA transcript (SSU-rRNA, 5.8S rRNA, LSU-rRNA); endonucleolytic cleavage to generate mature 5'-end of SSU-rRNA from (SSU-rRNA, 5.8S rRNA, LSU-rRNA); ribosomal small subunit export from nucleus
Cellular component (GO): 90S preribosome; preribosome, small subunit precursor; nucleolus
Molecular function (GO): RNA binding
Source: RefSeq, a predicted model, not a curated record